UAUGUUACAUCUUACAACCACUGAGAGUUAGAACAGAGACAUGCACAACAUUGCAUUACCCCUACUUAAUAAUUUCAGUAGAAACACAUUGUCAGUUUUAUAGUUCAUUAUUUUAAACCUAUUUACCGUUGGAUUUAAUGUGCAUUGCUGUGGACGUCUGUGAGAUCCUUACGCUUUUUAUCGGGUAAAUGCGUCUCAUUCAUAGAUUCACACAAUCGGACAUUAGAAGUGUGAAAGAUGCGAAAGGACGUGAGGAUACUGCUGGUUGGAGAACCCAAAGUAGGGAAGACGUCCCUGAUCAUGUCACUGGUCAGUGAGGAGUUCCCGGAAGUGGUUCCUUACAGAGCUGAGGAGAUCACUAUACCAGCAGAUGUCACACCGGAGAGAGUCCCUACACAUAUAGUAGACUACUCAGAGGCUGAACAGACAGAUGAACAACUCUAUCAAGAGAUAUCAAAGGCCAAUGUUAUAUGUAUAGUCUACUCGGUGAACAACAAAAAGUCCAUUGAGAAGGUGACAAGUCAUUGGAUUCCCCUGAUAAAUGAGAGAACAGACAAAGACAGCAGGAUUCCUCUGAUCCUUGUGGGGAAUAAAUCGGAUCUGGUAGAGCACAGCAGUAUGGAGACUGUCCUUACCAUCAUGAACAAAUACUCAGAGAUAGAGACCUGUGUAGAGUGUUCAGCCAAGAGUCUGAAGAAUAUCUCUGAGUUGUUUUAUUAUGCACAGAAGGCUGUCCUUCACCCAACAGGGCCACUCUACUGUCCUGAUCAGAAAGAGAUGAGACUUGCCUGUGUCCGGGCAUUGACGCGCAUCUUUAAAGUGUCUGAUUUGGAUAACGAUGGCAUUCUGAAUGAUUAUGAGCUCACCUUUUUCCAGGGAACCUGUUUCAACACCCCACUAGCUCCUCAGGCCCUGGAGGAUGUAAAAAAUGUUGUGAGAAAAAACCUGUCAGAUGGAGUGCGUAACAAUGGACUCACCCUGAAAGGUUUCCUUUUUUUGCAUACUCUGUUCAUUGAAAGAGGAAGGCAUGAGACCACUUGGGCUGUCUUGCGGAGGUUUGGAUAUGAUGACAAUCUAGAGUUGCAUCAGGACUUCCUGUUUCCCCCGUUAAAAAUACCCCCAGACUGCACCACCGAGCUCAAUCACAAUACCUACCUGUUCUUACAGAGUGUCUUUGACAAACAUGAUAUGGACAGAGACUGUGCUUUGUCCCCCGAGGAGCUACUGGAUCUGUUUGAUGUUUUCCCCUAUGUCCCCUGGGGACUGGAUGUGAACAACACGGUCUGCACAAAUGACCAGGGCUGGAUCACCUACCAGGGCUACCUCUCACAGUGGACGUUAACUACUUUCCUGGAUGUGCAGCGCUGUCUGGAAUAUCUUGGUUACCUUGGUUACUCUAUUAUUGCUGAGCAGGAGUCUCAGACGUCUGCUAUAACAGUGACCCGCGAUAAGAAGAUUGAUCUUCAGAAGAAACAGACGCAGCGGAAUGUGUUUUGCUGUAAUGUGUUUGGUGGAAUUGGAAGUGGCAAAAGUAGCUUCCUGCUGGGUUUUCUUGGCAGAAACCUCAUGUGUCAGAGGGCAAUAAGAGAAGAACAUAAAUCUUAUUAUGCAAUCAGCACUGCACAUGUGUAUGGACAGGAGAAGUACUUAUUGCUCCAUGAAGUCUUUCCAGAUUUUGACUUUCUGUCUGAGACAGAUCUUGCAUGUGACGUUGUGUGUCUGAUCUAUGAUGUCAGCAACCCAUGCUCUUUUGAGUACUGUGCACAAAUCUUCAAGCAAUACUUUAUGGACAGUAAGAUUCCAUGUAUGUUGAUUGCUGCUAAGUCAGACCUGCCAGAAACAAAGCAGCAAUACUGUAUGACACCACUGGAAUUCUGCCGCAAGCACAAGAUGCCUCCGCCUCAGUCCUUUACCUGUAACACAGCUGCAGCUCCCAGCAAAGACAUUUUCAUCAAACUCACCACAAUGGCCAUGUACCCCCAUGCACGUCUGCGCUGCAUGUGUACCUGUAACAGGUGCACCUUCUGCCUCUGUCAGAACUUCCUCAACUCUGAGCUUGUGCAGACGGUUCGGACCAAACUCUACACCGUCAUCUUCAGCAGGCAUAUUACCCAUGCUGACCUGAAGAGCUCUACAUUUUGGCUCAGAGCGAGCAUUGGAGCCACAAUGUGUGCUGUACUUGGCUUUGCAAUGUACAGGGCUCUCCUCAGAUCUCGAUGAGCAGACCCUUAAAACCUGCUAUCCCUAGCCAUAGCUGUCUCCUGUCUGCUGAGAGAACCACAAGAAAGAGGGUGAAUAUAUAAAAAAUUAUAAUAAUAAUAAUCAUGAAGAAACAUAGCUGUUAUAUUUAUACUUCUAUUUAAUUAUUGUCAUGUGUACAUUUUUCACUAAAGAAAAUCCUAAAAUCUUGAGAUUUAAAACAAGAUUAUAAACCCUAGUUAUGUGCUAUUUAAUAAAGACACAAACAAACUGUUAAUAAUAUGUAAAUAAUGAGAUAGCAUAUUUAUUUGAUGUGAUGUAAAUGAAAACAGCAUUCAUAUCUGGUCAAAUCGUUAAACACCUAAAAAAAUACACUUGUUUUGCUUAUUCAUACAUUUUUAUCUCACACUGUGAGAUGGAAUGUUUAUCGUAAAAACAAAUUUUUUAACCAUAACCAAGUGAAAGCUGGACGCUGCAGCUUUUGUCUGUGUAAAGUGUAAAAACACUGAAUCUUCUGGGCUCAGUUUGCAUGCUUCAGUGUGAUACAUAAAGUCUCAAUAAAAGAAAAGUAUUUUUGAAUGAUAUGAACAGGCUUUUUCCCUUGUCAGUUUCCAUCAAUUACAAACUUUUCAAUAAACAGAUCUUGCAACAGUGUAUUUUGUAAAACCACACAUUUUUACACUGAGAACAUGCAGACAGACAAGGGAAAUUAAAUGGUAUAGUUCACCCAAAAAUAAAGAUUUACUGUACUGUACCAUACUGUAUGAUUUUCUUUAUUCUAUAGAACACCGGAAAUGUUCUGCAAAAUAUUAGCCUCAGUCACAUUUUUUCAAUGUGCGGAAAGAUGCUAUGAAAGUGAAUGGUUACUGUAGCUAAUAUUUAGCCUAGCAUCUUUAGUGAUCCACAGAAGAAAUAAAGUAAUAUGGCUUGGGAACAACAUAUGUGAGUAAAGAUGACAUAAUUUUUUUUUUU
This is a messenger RNA of Myxocyprinus asiaticus (Chinese sucker), 3171 nucleotides long. RefSeq names its product mitochondrial Rho GTPase 1-A-like. Gene Ontology annotation, cellular component: mitochondrial outer membrane. Gene Ontology annotation, biological process: mitochondrion organization; regulation of mitochondrion organization; mitochondrion transport along microtubule. The record is from RefSeq and is a predicted model, not a curated record. Gene Ontology annotation, molecular function: GTPase activity; GTP binding; calcium ion binding. The transcript has 20 exons. NCBI's taxonomy places the organism in Eukaryota, Metazoa, Chordata, Actinopteri, Cypriniformes, Catostomidae. The coding region runs from base 238 to 2220 and encodes 660 amino acids.